CCGACCAUGUUUGCUGGGUCAGCUUGGCUUUCGAAAUGAUGAAACUAUAGCGUUCAUAUACUGUAUUCAAAUGUGUUUGAGCGCUCACAUGCGCAAUCCCAAACGCAGGGAAAGAGGGGCAUCAGAAACGCCACCGUUCCUCCUCCCUGCCUCUUCCUCUAUGAGGGAUUUAAAGAUCGACAAGCGGAAGAUUAUUUGCGCUCAGACUUUGUAGAGACGCUCGUCGCUUUAUCACUGCGUAUCCUCUGGCAGGAGUUAUACGAACUUUUCUCUUAUAGACUUACCAAAAUAUUCAAAGUACAGUUACAGCUGCUAUCUAAGAACAUUUAUAGUCACACUUCCGCCUGAAAUCUAAUGCAAUGAUACACAUGUACGUUUUCCUUUUAAAACUGUCUAUCAUAUAUCAGACCCUGGGAGAAUUCACUGAAGGCUCUGCCUCCAGCAACAAUGACAAUAAUGAAGUGCAUGAGGAGGAGACUUACUAUACCCCUGAGUUAGAUUACAAACAUCCACAGUGGUGUCACAUACUUAAACUGUCUCAUGGGGAGGUAUCUUGCUCUUCCCCCCGAGGUGGACGCCACCAUAGCACGCUUGGAACUCGCUGUUCGCUCUCCUGUGAUCGAGGAUUUAAACGGUUAGGACGCUCAUCUGUCCAAUGCUUGCCCAUCCGCCGCUGGUCUGGAACAGCCGUCUGCCGGAGGGUGCGUUGCCACGUUUUGCCUCUGGUUGACCAUGGUACGUACAGUUGUACCCGUGGCUUUGUGGUAGACUCCAGGUGCGACUUCACCUGCUUUGAAGGCUACCAGAUUGAGGGAGAUCAGUAUCGUAUAUGCCAAGAAGAGGGAAAAUGGAGUGGCACAGAACCCACCUGUACAGAUCAUGACCCACCCAAACUGAAAUGUCCUUUGUCCAGAGUGAAGAUAGCAGAACCUGGAAAGCUAACUGUCACAGUGUCCUGGGAGCGCCCUGUUGCUAAGGAUACUGCUGACGGAUCGACGCAGGUCUUGAGAAAUGGAGUAGAAUCUGGAUCAGACUUUCCAGAAGGAAUCCAUGUUAUUCGAUAUAAAGCCUACGACCAGGCGCGCAACACAGCAACCUGCAAGUUUACAGUGCAUGUUGAAGUGAGACGAUGUCCAAAGUUAAAACCUCCUCUGCAUGGCUAUCUGACCUGCUCAUCUGAUGGCAAUAAUUAUGGUGCUAUUUGCGAAUAUCACUGUGAACCUGGAUAUGAGAGGAUGGGGUUUGAGACUCGCGUCUGUCAGCUCAACCGUAGCUGGUCUGAUGAAGCAGCUCAGUGUGUUUCAAUGAACAUAAAAACAGAUGUCAGGUCUGCUGGAGCUCUGCUUGAUCAGUUUUAUGAAAAAAGACGGCUACUGGUUGUGUCUACACCAGAUAAUUCUAACCAACGCUACAAGCUUCAAAACAUUUUGCUGCAGAAGGCUGAGUGUGGUCUGGAUCUGCGACAUGUGACUGUGAUCGAGCUGUUAGGAACUCCUCCUCGAGCAGUGGGUCGCAUCAAAGAAAAACGUCUAGAUUCUGAGGUCGUAGAGGGUCUUAGACAGGCACUUUAUAUCUCUACAGCAUAUUUCACUAUGGUGCUGGUUGACGAAUAUGGUGUGGAUCGGGAGCGCUUUGUUAACCCCACCACCCCAGAUGAGCUGUUUACAUACACAGAGGAGUAUCUCCUUACAGAAGAGGAACGGGAGAGACUUGAGAUGAACAGAGACUUCUGUGACUAAUUUAUAUCAGAUCAACCCCAGAUCAUUUCCCGCUUCUCAGGCAUGGGGAUCUGGUGGGUGGGUUUUCCUCAAUGUGAUAGUAACUUCCGCUUAUAGGGGCAAAAGACAUCUCAACUGUAAUAUGCUUUUAAAACUACACUAUAGAGCUGUAGUGUAUGCAGAAUGUGAAUUAGUCUGGUUUUAAUCUGCAGGCGGAUGGCAAAUAUUUAAAUAAAUAUAAUUCUAAAUCAAUCAUUCUCAAACAUCUGUGAUCCAGUAACAGCACACAGUAUGGAUUGUUUAAAAUAUUGAAUAUUUAUUGUAUAAUGGUAAUUUUGUGUAGCUCAAACAAGAGUGUGCUCACAAUGGUAAACUAUACAGCAUAAUGACAAAAUUUACUUUAAAAUGAAAAUCAAGUUGUUAUAUGGACAUAUAAGUGCUCAUUUAUAGGUAGUGUUAUUUUAAUUAAAGCAUUUACUGUGGACAUACAUUUGAAAUUAUAUUGUGUUUAAAAAAAUCCAUUUAGCUACAACAGUUAAAAGAAAUAAAUACAAUGAAUAAAUGCAUACUGCCAUUUUCCAUUUCA
Molecule: messenger RNA, 2304 nt
Organism: Triplophysa dalaica
Lineage: Eukaryota; Metazoa; Chordata; Actinopteri; Cypriniformes; Nemacheilidae
Gene: srpx2
Product: sushi-repeat containing protein X-linked 2
Exons: 10
Coding region: 360-1739 (459 amino acids)
Source: RefSeq, a predicted model, not a curated record